AUGACAGCCGCAAAGGUCCCAGCCGACAGCAAGCUCCUCCAGCCCGUCAAGAUCGGCAAGGCCCAGCUUCAGCACCGCAUUGCCCUGGCGCCUCUCACCAGAUACCGCAACGACGAAUACCAUGUUGUCAACUCCUUCGCCCAGAGGUACUACGGCGAGAGAGCCGCCACCCCAGGGACCUUGAUCAUCUCCGAGGCCACCGGCGUCUCUCUGCAGGAUGCCGGCGAGCCUCACGGCCCCGCCUUCGCUACUGACGAGCAGGAGGCCGCGUGGAAGAACGUCAUCUCCGCCGUCCAUAAGAACGGCUCCGUGUGGUUCCAGCAGCUCUGGAGCCAGGGCCGGGCCUCCAACCCGGAGUACCAGAAGAAGCGCGGGUACAAGUACAGGUCUUCCAGCGCCGUGCCCAUUUCGGAGGGUGGUGUCGUCCCCGAGGCCAUGACAGAGGAGGAGAUCCAGGGCUUCAUCGACGAUUUCGUCGCAUCCGCCAAGCGCGUCAUCGCUGCCGGCGGUGACGGCGUCGAGAUCCACGGUGCCCACGGGUACCUGAUCGACCAGUUCAUUUCCGACUCGGUCAACAAGCGCACCGACAAAUGGGGUGGCUCUAUCGAGAACCGCUCCCGCCUCCUGUUCGAGGUCGUCAAGGCCGUCAGUGCUGCCAUCGGCCCAGAGCGCACUGCUCUUCGCCUGUCUCCCUUCGCAACCUUCCAGGGUGCCGAGUCCUCCGACAUCAUUGCUCAGUACACUUAUAUUAUCCGCGAGCUCAAGGCCCUCGCCCCCUUGGCCUAUCUCUCCCUGGUUGAGCCCCGCGGUGACCCGGCUAAGCUGCUCGGCCCCUCCGAUGACUCGGAAGUGGCUGGCCAGAAUCUCGACUUCAUCCUAGAAAUUUGGGACAACCACUCCCCUGUUGUGGUAGCUGGUGCCUACACUCCCUCCUCGGCAGCCUCGAUCCUGGAUAGCCACUACGCCAAAUGGGAUGUCAUCGUUGCCUUCGGCCGUACUUUCCUGGCGACCCCUGACUUUGUCUGGCGCGUGAAGAACGGCGUUGCUCCCAACGAGUACCAUCGCGCCAGUUUCUACAUCCCUGCUUCUGAGGUUGGAUACAACGAUUACCCCCUCAGCAGCGAGUACAUUGAUGCGCGCAGGAACCAGGUUUUGAAGAGCCUUGCCUGA
Molecule: messenger RNA, 1170 nt
Organism: Clonostachys rhizophaga
Lineage: Eukaryota; Fungi; Ascomycota; Sordariomycetes; Hypocreales; Bionectriaceae
Source: the annotation of a GenBank genome assembly